AUGGGGAGAAGGGGUUGGGCAGGCGCAGCGGCGGAGCCUGGCUUCUUCUCCGCCCGGGCGUGCAGCCAACGCCGCUCCCUGCAGCUCUCGCAGGCAGGCAAAGGAGAAGGCGGGGCUGCCAAGGACCGACGCAGGCCAAUGAGGGGGCGGGGGCGGGGAACCAGCGAGGCCGAGCCUCCCGCCUCUCUUUCCCGGCAAGCAGCGCGCCGCUCUUCCCGUCAUGCCGUGCGCGGGCACCACGCGGCCCCCAGGAGGCGCGCGCGGAGAGGCGGCCAUGGCGUCGCGGGGGCGGGGCGGAGAGGCGGCGGCGGCGCUCAUUGGCCGCGAGGCGCCUCUACUGCCCUUGGACCCGGAAGGGGCGGGGCCGGGGCCUUCUCAGCCACUGGGGGGAGAGGGGAGGAGAGAGAGACCUCGCAGUCGCUUCCCUUCGUGCCCCGCGCGGCCUGGCUGGGGCAGGAGGCCGCGCCGCCAUGGUGGGGCCCUCCAGUGCUGCUGCACGUCCUCUUCGAGCACGCAGCCGGCUAUGCCCUCUUCGCCCUCCGGCAGGCCGAGGAGGUGGCGCUGCUCUUGCCCCAGGCGGAGGAAAGUGUGCUGAGCCUGGGCAAGUUCCUCUCGCUGGUGCACCUCGUGGCCUUCUCGCCCUUCAAGUCCGCCCAGAGCGCCCUCGACAACAUCAACGCCGUCUCCGAAGGACUCCUCCAUGAGGACCUGCGGCUCCUGCUCGAAACCCACCUGCCAGUCAAGAAGAAGAAAGCCGUCCUGGGGGUCAGUGAUGCCAAGAUUGGUGCCGCCAUCCAGGAAGAGCUGGGCUGCCAGUGCCAGACGGGUGGGGUCGUCGCCGAGAUCACCAGAGGGAUCCGGCUGCACUUCUGCCACCUCAUCAAGGGCUUGACGGCCCAGUCUGCCUCCAAGGCCCAGCUGGGACUGGGCCACAGCUACUCCCGGGCCAAAGUCAAGUUCAACGUCAACAGGGUGGACAACAUGAUCAUCCAGUCCAUCAGCCUCCUGGACCAGCUGGACAAGGACAUCAACACCUUUUCCAUGCGGGUCAGAGAGUGGUACGGGUAUCACUUCCCAGAGCUCAUCAAGAUCGUGAGUGAUAACUACACCUACUGCCGCCUGGCCAAGCUCAUCAGGAACCGGAAGGAGCUAAGCGAAGAGAGCUUGGAGGGGCUGGAAGAGGUCGUCAUGGACAGCGCCAGAGCACAGGCCAUUCUGGAGGCUUCCCGCUCAUCCAUGGGGAUGGACAUCUCUCCCAUUGACCUGAUCAACAUCGAGAGGUUUUCCAGCCGUGUCAUCUCGCUCUCUGAAUAUCGCAAAGGCCUGCAGGAGUACCUUCGCUCCAAGAUGAGCCAAGUGGCUCCCAGCCUAUCAGCUCUGAUUGGUGAAGUGGUGGGUGCGCGCCUGAUCUCCCACGCUGGCAGCCUAACCAACCUGGCCAAGUACCCAGCCUCAACGGUGCAGAUCCUGGGUGCGGAGAAAGCCCUCUUCAGGGCCUUGAAGACACGGGGCAACACUCCCAAGUACGGCUUGAUCUUCCACUCCACUUUCAUUGGGCGAGCAGCGGCCAAGAACAAAGGCCGCAUCUCCCGCUACUUGGCCAACAAGUGCACCAUUGCCUCCCGAAUUGACUGCUUCUCAGAGGUCCCAACCAGCGUCUUUGGGGACAAGUUGCGGGAGCAGGUGGAGGAGCGGCUGGCGUUCUAUGAGACGGGAGAGCCCCCCCGCAAGAACCUGGACGUCAUGAAGGAGGCGGUGGUGGAGGCCUCAGAGGUGGCUGCGGAGAUCAAAAAGAAGAUGGAGAAGCGCGAGAAGAAGAAACGGAAGCGUGAGAAGAAGCGCCUGGAGGCUCUGGCAGCAGCUGCUGCAGAGGAGGACACUGCGCUGGAGACCACGGCAGAGGAAAAUGAAACAGAGCCCAAAAAGAAGAAAAAGAGGAAGCGGCAAGAAGAGGCAGAGCUGGAGGCGGAACCGGAGCUGGCGGAGAAUGGCCUGGAGCCCGAAGAUGUGCCCAAAAAGAAGAAAAAGAAGCUGCAGCUGCUCCCCCCGGCUGCUGUGGAGACCCCAGAGAAGAAGAAGAAAAAGAAGAAGAAAAAGGUGCAGCCGGAGCAGGACAGUGACGAUACGGACUAGCACCGGGGAGGGGGAUAGGGAGAGGAGCUUGGCCUGGCUGAGUUCAGGGAGCCACUUUCUUCCCUCCUUUAAUGAACUGACUUUUGGGGGGUGGGGCUCUCCAUCCUUCCCAGCAAGAGAAUGUAACCCAGGCUGGACCUUAUUGCCAGAAAGGCUGGGCCGAAGGCCGCCUGGGCCACGCUUGCAGGCCUUUUGUGCGCACAUGCUCAGCUCUGUCUGAGCAGAAGGGGGGGGGGGGGUUGCCCUGCCUUGCUGUGCUGACCACUGGGGAACAGCAUUUGCUGCAGAAGUGGAGCUUUGUAAAGCAGAACAUUUCAUUUUCCAAUAAAGGAUACUGUUUAUAAGA
Messenger RNA from Heteronotia binoei (common prickly gecko), 2479 nucleotides. RefSeq names its product NOP56 ribonucleoprotein (gene NOP56). Bases 1 to 2133 code for a protein of 710 amino acids. Gene Ontology annotation, molecular function: snoRNA binding. Gene Ontology annotation, cellular component: small-subunit processome; box C/D methylation guide snoRNP complex. Lineage: Eukaryota; Metazoa; Chordata; Lepidosauria; Squamata; Gekkonidae. The record is from RefSeq and is a predicted model, not a curated record. The transcript is spliced from 12 exons.